GGACAGAGCUGUUUCAUCUAGAGAGAAACCAUCUAUCCCACACCAUGAAGCUGCUGGUAGUAGCCGUGUUUCUGAGUCUCACUGCAUACGCAGCGAGUCAGACCAUCAACUGCUUCCAGUGCGAAGCGGACGUGUCCGACUCCGUCACGGGCGGUAUAACCGGGAACAACCCGUGUCUCAAAAACGCCAACAACCGCAACUCCACUGUGCAGACCGCCACUUGUGCAGCCUCUGCGCAAUGCUUCACGAGGAUCAGGACCCUUUUGGGGUACGCCUUCACCAUCGAGCGGGGAUGCUGGACUAACUAUGAUGACAAGGGAGACGCGGACAACUGUGCCAACAAGGAGGACAACGACUGUAAUGGUGUCACCAAGAGCGGGACCUGCUUCAAGUGUUGUAACACCAACAGGUGUAACGCCAACUUUGCGCAACUGGCUGGAGUAAAGAACGGAGUGUCCGGACUGCACAUGCUGUCUGUAAUGGCGCUGUUACCGGUGGCUGUAGCCAUGUUCUUCUAAUGCUCCAGGAUCAUUUUCUUUCCUUUGCGCUGUAUUAACGUGUGUCGUAACGCUACAUAAUCUCAGAACCUUUGUAUUACAAUGAAAUGUAAUGUAGUUUUGUACCGCUAGGUGGCCCUUCUGCAUGGUCAGAUGAUGCAUGUUCGAUUGGGAGAUCUCACACGAUCGUUGAGCAACGGAUAUGUGGAAGACAUUACGUGUGCAGAUACUGGUCUAUCUGGUACUUAUAUACAACAUUACAUACAUUAUUGUAUGAUAUUUGCCAUGAUGUCAAUCAAAUAAUGGAAUAAAAUCAUUGGCUACCAAAAAAAUGAUGAGCUUUCGGUAGCCCUUGUG
This is a messenger RNA of Branchiostoma floridae (Florida lancelet), 854 nucleotides long. RefSeq lists its product as uncharacterized. The transcript has 5 exons. The coding region runs from base 45 to 518 and encodes 157 amino acids. Lineage: Eukaryota; Metazoa; Chordata; Leptocardii; Amphioxiformes; Branchiostomatidae. The record is from RefSeq and is a predicted model, not a curated record.